UCUUUCAUCCACGUUCCAUUAACCAUUCAGCAUUUUCAGCAACAAACAUUCAUAAAUUUUCUUGGUUUGCUUUCAUACUAUAAUAUGAAGAGAAGCAGAGUUGAUGGAGUCGAUGAGGUUGAGGCCUUAGCCAUGGCCAACUGCUUGAUGCUCCUGUCUAGGGUGGGAAGAUCCGAAUCCACCAACCAGCUCCCGGGUCGUGUGUUCGAGUGCAAGACAUGUAACAGAAAAUUCCCUUCAUUUCAAGCGCUGGGCGGUCACAGAGCCAGCCACAAGAAGCCCAGGCUCAUGGGCGACGAACUGCAGCUUCCCACCUCGCCUGCGAAGCCCAAGACUCAUGAGUGCUCCAUUUGUGGGUUGGAGUUCGCGAUUGGGCAAGCGCUGGGCGGCCACAUGAGGAGGCACAGGUCUGAGAUCCAUAACCCUACGCCGGUGUCGGUUGUGAAGAAGACGAGUGACGAGAGAGUUUUGUCCUUGGAUUUGGACUUGAAUUUAACUCCCUGGGAAAAUGAUUUGAAGAUUCAGUUCCGGAAGGUGCCUCAUAUGGUGGAUUGUAUUUUGUAAUUUUUGGGCCAUGACUUAUAUUUAUUCGUUUGUAUUUAUGGAGACUGGUAGAUUCAUGAUUCUUUAUAGAGAUUUCGAUCUUUUGUAGAUAUAGAUUUCUGUAUUAGAGUGGUUCUUUAUCCACAUAUAUAUAUAUAUACAUGGAUUACUCAUAAA
Molecule: messenger RNA, 720 nt
Organism: Vitis riparia (riverbank grape)
Lineage: Eukaryota; Viridiplantae; Streptophyta; Magnoliopsida; Vitales; Vitaceae
Product: zinc finger protein ZAT11
Exons: 1
Coding region: 85-564 (159 amino acids)
Source: RefSeq, a predicted model, not a curated record